Molecule: messenger RNA, 2037 nt
Organism: Stylonychia lemnae
Lineage: Eukaryota; Ciliophora; Spirotrichea; Sporadotrichida; Oxytrichidae
Source: the annotation of a GenBank genome assembly
AUGGCACUCAAAGGUUUUAGAUAGUUUAUCAGCGGUUUUGAUAUCUAUGGUCAUCAGAUUAAGCUACUUUACAAUGGUGAAGACACAAGAAAAUCACUAGUAGGAGGAAUUUUAAGUUUGAUCUCGAUCGGACUUAUGCUUUGGUACUUUAUCGUAUAAAUCAUGGAUAUCGCUUAAAAUAAAGCAAGUAUUAAAUAAGCCCAAAACCCUAUAAAUAUUGCUUAAGCAGAUAUUACAAUGGACAAAACUAACUUCGAUCUGGUCUUCUUAAUUAAUACUUAGAGACCAAUGAAUGUGUAAGAAAUCUACACAUAUAUCGACUUCAAUGUGUACUUUAAAAGUGAAGAAUUCAUUGUUAAUGAUGAUGGUGAACUCGAAUUAAAAUCUUCAGUCAACAAUUUACAGAUGUAUUAGUGCCCCUAAGAUAGAAUGUUUAACAGUACCCUUUACAGAAAUUUUACAAAGGCUAUUAAUUUAUCAAAUGGACUUUUUAUUUGCUUAGAUAAAAAUGAAAAGUUUAAACUUAAAGGUAGAGAAAAUGCUAUAACAUUUUAGAUUGACAAAUGUGAUUAAACUUUUCUCGAUAGUUAUUAUCCUGGUACAAAAUGUGUAAUCAAAGAAAACUUACUAUCUGAUUUUCUUAAUAAUACAAAGCUCUUUACUUUCACAUCCCAAUAAUACUUUGACUUUGAUGAAUUUGAAAAUGAUCCGAUUAAAGUUAAUGUCCAUGUGGAUAAAUUUAACUUCUAAUAUUAUAGUCAAUAUGAGCUUACAUAUGAUAUCUUACUAAAUAAGGUCACAGGAACAGAUAAUAAGCUUCAUGAAUAAUUUGAAUAGUUUGAUAAAUCGUUCAUCAGCACAAAAAUAAGCCAAGCAAAAGUUCUAGAUAGAAAUAAUAAAGGCCCCGCUUACUUCGACAUAAAAUUCUAAGUGUUGAAUGAGUAGAAUAUAAUAGAAAGGCAAGCUAAUAACUUUGUUUAAGCCUUAUCAAACGUUGGAGGUCUUGCAGGAAUAAUUUUUGGAUUCCUAGCUAUUUUAAUAGCUCCUCUUUAAGAGUUUUUAUUCUAUUAGAGCUUGCUCAAAAAAGCUUUCCUUGUUGAAAAAAGUAAAAUCUAAAAGGAGGAAGGAAAUUAAGUUCAUUAGAGUAGAAAAAAUAGUCAAGAAAACAGACAUGAAAUAAAAAAAACUUUGGAAAACCCAGAUUUUCAUACAUAUUUAAGGUUGAUAAGGAAACUUAAUGAUAGAAUUCCAUUUUUCUACUCUAUUAAAACUGCAAUUAAGUAGAAGUUCUAACAAAUAUUCUGUUGCAAGAAACAAAGAUUCUAGCAAGAAUUAUUUGAGCUAGGCAAGGAACUGAUUGAAAAGUAAUUUGACAUAUCAAAUAUCCUUAAAGAUCUAAGAUCAUUUAAAAUGAUAAAUAGUGUGUUAUUAUCUAAGUUUUAAAGAAAACUAAUCCCUAAUUUCAAGAAGUAUUUGCUAACCUAGAAACUUUAUCAUUAAAGAUAAAAAGAGAGAGAAAAUAAAGAGCAAAGUUAAUUGUAAAGGGCUAAUAAAUCUGUGAUAAAGUCAAGUCCAGUAACAUAGCUAAUGAUUGAACUUUUUGGACAUAAUAAGAAUCCAUAGAAUGCUUAUAACUAGAUAGUGAUUGAAAAGAUCUUUAUGGGAAAGGACAAAACAUAAAAAGAUUUAAGCGCUUAAUUAUAUACUGGACUUCUUAGAUAAUUCAUCUAGCUCAAUAUUGAUAAUGAAUUUGAGGAAAAUAAGAUCUAAGGUCCUUUAAAUCAAGAAACAGUUUCAUAUGGAGUCGAUAUUUAUGAUGGUAGAAAUGAUGGAAACAGGGCGAAUAAAGUAGAAUAAUAAUUUUAACCGCAACAAAUAAUUCGCAAGAUUACAACCAGCAGAUAUAACAGCGAUGACGAGAAAGAAGAUGAGGUAAGUGUGCUAAAAAGAGAUGUGAAUCCAACAAUGAGAACUAAGUUAGCUCCCAUAAAUACAUUUUAAGUAGAUAAAAAUGCUGUUGAUAAACAUUAUAAAUGA